AUGGUGGACGUGGUCCCGUCCCCGUCGCCGUCCGACGAGUCCGGCUCCGGCGCGUCCGGCGCGUCCAGCUCGGGCGGCGAGCAGUCCGGCGAGCAGUCCGGCGAGCAGUCCGGCGAGCAGUCCGGCGAGCAGUCUGGCGAGCAGUCCGAAGAGCACACGCCCGAACCGCCCCACGACAGCUCGCCAGAGCUGUCGCCGCACCCCAGCCUGUCGGACUCGGACCCGCCCUACGACCCCCUGUACCGCGACGAGUCGCCGCCGGCCGCCAUGCUGGUCGCGUUCGCUCGCGGCCCCACGCCGCCCUCCUCCGACGAGCACGCGUACGCCAACAGCCGCGCGCGCCACUCGGACAGCUCGUCGCCGUCCAACCCGCCGUCGCCGUUCCCGCUGCCCACGCGCUACGCGCUCCGGCGCCCGCUGCCGCUGAUCCGCUCGGCGCUGGCCAUGGCGCUGCCGUCGUGCUCGCUGCCCGCGCCGUGGCCCCGCGCGCCGCCGCCGCAGGAGCACACGCCCACGUCGACGCUGUCGUCGCUGUCGCCCAUGUCGCUGACGCCGCCGCAGUCGAAGAGCCCGUCGCCGGCGCGGGCGCGGCGCGCGCUGUCGCACAGCCUGCGGGCCCGCGCGCCGGCGGGCCUGGCGCCGGCGGGCGCAGGGCCGGCGGGCCGCAGUGGGCCGACGGGCCUCGCGCGCUCGCGCUCGCUGCCGCAGCUGCCGGAGCCGCCGUCUCGCGUGCGCUACGUGUGCCCCUUCCCCCUGCUGUCCUACCCGUUCCGGCCGAUAAUACCGCUAUAUCGUCAGGACUCGUUGAAGAAAUCCGUAUCUGAGCAACAGUUGGUCGACCUAUUUUUCAAUAUGAAAAUAUAA
Molecule: messenger RNA, 864 nt
Organism: Colias croceus (clouded yellow)
Lineage: Eukaryota; Metazoa; Arthropoda; Insecta; Lepidoptera; Pieridae
Product: proline-rich receptor-like protein kinase PERK10
Exons: 1
Coding region: 1-864 (287 amino acids)
Source: RefSeq, a predicted model, not a curated record